Hyaloscypha bicolor E is the source of this 1458-nucleotide messenger RNA. RefSeq lists its product as uncharacterized. The transcript has 7 exons. Lineage: Eukaryota; Fungi; Ascomycota; Leotiomycetes; Helotiales; Hyaloscyphaceae. Bases 32 to 1345 code for a protein of 437 amino acids. The record is from RefSeq and is a predicted model, not a curated record.
UGUUGGGCAUUCUGUUCGCCCUGGAACAAGGAUGCUCUCCUUUUGCGACGGUACGCAUCGCUUUGACUCCUACGCAAACAUCCCAGGACCCGGCCAGGCUCUCGGAGUAGAAGAAUUACGUGUGGGCGUCCUCGAAUGGCCUGAAGCACUAUUGCAAAAUGCCGCUUCCGCCCAGCCCAUUCGUGAAAUGAGCCUAGACGGUCUGUUCGCUCGUCCAGAACCUCAUUUGCGUGUAAUAUUCGCUCCCCUGGACGAACCGACACACGAGACUGUAGCAGGUCUUGAGCAACUCUUUCGGCACUACUCAGUUCCUCCCGGCUUUGUAUCCGAAAGAAUUCAAUCCGUUACACACUCUUUCGGCACCAAUAAAGAUAGUAAUAACUGGCAUUACUCUUGGUUUCACUUCCUAUGCAAGAACAUUACUGUUCAGCAUUUUGAGGGCCACAGUCCGCAAAUAAUUAACCCUGUUAUUGCUCCGGGCGCUUCAAUUCACCAUAACCAAAUGGAUUGGUCUUGGAUCAGGGCAGGAUUUUUCUUAAAAUGGUUUCCGUUGAGUAGUUCCUAUCCUAGUAACCACACUUGCAUGACUUUGAUCUGCUUUGGAGCAUCCAUCUCGCUCCAGCAACGAUUCGAGCGCCUUGCCUCAAAUUCUACAUGGAGAGAUGCAGUCCAUGACCCAUAUAACCUUUUCGUCAUCAUCUUAGAUGAGUUGUUCAUUCAAGCCGAUGGUUUGGUUUGGAGUCUAUCUGAUGUAUUUCGUGCAAUCGAAGAAAAAACGCUCGAUCGGGCACAUUCCCGAGAUUACAGCGACCAACUGGAUUUUGUCGGUCUGCAUAAUGUGGCCAAGCACAUUAUCUACUUAAAGGAAGGCUCAGAUGCUAUUCUCCUGACCGUUGAGAAUAUGCUCGCCCAUCACAAAUAUCUCUUGGAGAUGGCUGGUCCCAGCAGCACAGAGGCCAUGGAAGCAACACAAUUCAGGCUAAAAUACAAGCAAGGACUUUUUCACUCGGUGAACCUGCGUCUGAGGAGCUUGGAGAAAAGGAUGCAGAAUAUUAUUAAUCUAUCCUUUAAUCUCGUGACGCAGCAAGAUAGCAGAGUCAUGCAAAGAGACAGUGACUCGAUGAAGACUAUCGCAGCAAUGACUCUAUUCUUCUUGCCGAUCUCUACCACGGCUACCAUUUUUGGCAGCCAAUUUUUCAGCUUUGAUAGUACGGGAGGACAUAUCCGAGUUUCUACAACAUUUUGGUUAUUUUGGGUCAUUUCAAUCCCAUUAACUGCUACCGUUGCCAUCCUGUGGUACUUGUACAAUGGGAGGUCUGUAAGAAGGUCGAAUCCUGGGCACUAAUUAUCUUAUCUCUAAGGCAUUGAGAGGACGGUGACAUCAUCCUGAAGUGUUAGCAGGGCAAUCCCUGAAAUCUCUAUCCCACCUCCUAGUGCUGAAAAAAAUGCUAUCUAAAU